This is a messenger RNA of Dermacentor albipictus, 6406 nucleotides long. RefSeq names its product chaoptin-like. Gene Ontology annotation, molecular function: protein binding. The record is from RefSeq and is a predicted model, not a curated record. Lineage: Eukaryota; Metazoa; Arthropoda; Arachnida; Ixodida; Ixodidae. Gene Ontology annotation, cellular component: extracellular matrix.
UGACAUCGUACCAUCGAAAAUACGGCGCGGUACUUUGAGAGAAGACCGAAACCGAGAAGAGAGUGUGCAGUGGCUAGGGAACGCCGGCUGGGGAUAUCCCUAGGGAUUUUUCGCCUCCCACAUGGGGACAAAUAGCGCGGGCUGGCAAGCAGUACCUGGUUGCGCGCAUCUUGCGCUCGAUAACGUUGGUUCAGUCAGCGCGGAGCGUGCGCGUGGAGCGCAUUGGGUGGCCUGGAGCUCGCGGACUGUGCGAGUGUUCCUUUGCCGAUGAAGCUGCUGCUUGUUUUCCUUUAACAUAGCGGUUGCUCUACGUGUGGAGCUUCGUCCUCUGAAUAUUGGGCUGUCUGUCGCCGAUGAGCUACAUUGGAAUUACCGCCCCCGGCUUCUUCAUUCGUCGCUCGCUUCGAUUUCAGCGGCCCUCAACAGGCGUACGACCCUUCUGCGGCCGGCAGGAACAACCUGCUGCCUUCGCGGUUAAUUCACCUUCUCGAAUGGCGCCUCUCGAGACAUCGGCACCUCUCGGAAAACGAAGAAGCAACUCGCACAUGCUCGCUGUGGCCAUUCUCUGGUGUGCACUGCCGCUCCUGCAGCCGUCGCACUGCUCCGUGCACCAGAAGCCAUGCGCCUUCAAUCGCCUCUGCUUGUGCAGCCACGAGGUGGUCCGCGACGUGGUGUGCGUCGGGGUGCCGUUCUCCACCUUUCCCACCACCAUCGGCGACUGCGAGAACGGACAGGUGACACUGGUCCGCUCGGGCCUCGAGGAGCUGCAGAACGACUCGCUGGCCGGCACCCGGCUGUCCACGCUGCGGCUGAUGCACAACUCGCUGAGCCGCAUCCUGCCGUGCGCCUUUUGCGGCGCCGAGGACAACCUCGUCUCCCUGGACCUGAGCCACAACGCGCUCGCGCAGGCGCCGCUGCACGCCCUGCGCCAGCUGCGCCACCUGCAGUGGCUCAGCCUGCAGUCCAACCGCAUCGACGACCUGCGCCGCGCCGACUGGGACGAGCUGUCGCGCACGGUCCGCCUCAGGAGCUUGUUCCUCGGGGGAAACAGUCUCAAGGUCGUCCGUGACAGCCUGUUCUCCAACAUGAGCGAGCUGGCGACGCUUGAGCUGGACCGCAACCUGCUGUCCGAAGUCGUGGGCUCGCCAUUUCCGGAGUCUCUCACGCGGCUCAGCCUGGCGCACAACCUGCUCGAGCACCUGCCGCGGAACGCGCUGCGCAAGCUGCACUCUCUCACGGCGCUUUUCCUCGGAGGAAACCUGCUGAAGACCUUGCCGGCCACCUGGUUCUUGCCCACGCGCCACCUGGAUCAGUUGGACCUUAGCCGAAACCUCAUGGAUCGCCUGCCCGAGAAACUGUUCAAUGGUUCGGUGUACCUGCGCGACCUGCACAUGGAGUUCAACUUCAUCACCGAGCUUCCAGUGGGCCUGUUCCGCAGCGUCUCCGUGGAGCGGCUCUCGCUGGCCAACAACAGGAUAGCUAGCAUCGCAGAACACGUCUUCGGUGGGCUCGAGUCUGUGCUCGUCGUGCUGGACUUGAGCUUCAACCUGUUCAGCCGCUUCCCGGACGCAGCCCGAGCGCUCACGUCGCUUUCGGUGCUCUACCUUCGCGGCAAUUCGCUCACUUCGCUUGAACCGGCCGACGUGCAGAGCUUCAGAGCCACGCUUGAAGUCCUAGACCUUUCUGGGAAUCGGUUCGACCGCGUUCCGUCCAGUGCCUUACGGACAACCGAGCGCUUGAGCCGGCUAAGUCUGCAGGACAAUCGCAUACAGACACUCCGUGGCAAAGACUUCGAGUCAUGGGCUCGAAACCUGACAACACUCAGCUUGGCCAAUAACGGCAUCCGAACCUUGUCCAAGGAUACGUUUGUCCACCUGCCACGGCUCAGAGAGCUGAAGCUGUCCUUCAACGGCAUCCACUUUAUAGACCACCACGUUUUCCUGCCGCUCAGGCCCACACUCGAAGUCUUGGAACUCAGCUCCGCGCUGGGGCAGCGCUUCCUGCCGCUCGAGCUCAUUCGCCAUAUGAGGCGCGUCCAGUGGCUCCAGCUGGACCACAACCAGAUGCUUAACCUCACCGACUCGUACCUGCAGGGCUUGCCAUCGUUGGUGCACUUCGACCUAGAAGGCAACAGGAUUGGAUACAUUACUCCAGGCUUCUUCAAAGAGCCUAUUCACCAGAGGCUCAACAGGGUAGUACUCGCUCACAACGCCCUCACAUCAGUAGACACUGGCACGUUCAAGAACUUGUCCAGACUCGCAAACGUCGUGCUUCUGGGAAACAAGAUACGCGUCUUGAGACGCGGCGCCUUCAAAGAUCUUCCAAGGCUUCAUAAUAUCGUUCUGUCGAGAAACGGGAUCGACACCAUAGAGGCGGGUGCGUUCAACAAUGUCUCCAAACUCUCGAGCCUUCUGCUGCAGUACAACAACCUGACGUCGUUCAGCCUGGAUUGCCUCUGCGGAUCCAGAAGCGGUGCCCUCUUCUUGAACCUGUCGCAAAACUCCUUAGUUUCGCUUCAUGCUAACUCAGAUGGCGAAGAUUCGCGGUCCAAUGAGACACGUGACUACGGCGUGCAUACUUUAGAUGUUAGCCACAAUCGGCUAGCCGAAAUUGACGACGUUUUUCUGACCAGCGUAGGCUCUUCCUUGCUCAAUUUGCAUGUGUCCAACAACAAGAUUUCAAGACUUAUUGGCCUUUUCGAGACACUCGACGUUCUGCAGACCUUCCAUGCAGAUCAUAAUGUUAUUUCCAACGUCAGCUUCGGCGCUUUUCAAGAGUCACCGGAUCUACAGGUGAUCCUCUUGAGCGACAACAGAAUUGAAUCCAUCCACGAAUUUGCAUUUGGGAACUUGACGAGGCUGCGUGUUGUCGACCUCAGUCACAACCGGAUCGCCUCCAUCCCAGCGGAUGCUUUCCAGAAUACGGCUCUAGAGCGGCUCAACCUCUCUUUCAACAACCUGACGCACUGCAGCUCUUUCACAGCCAUCAAAGGCACACUUCGUGUCCUUGACCUGUCUGGAAACCGCAUCUCCAGCAUCGGCGCCCAUCAUUUCGAUGGUUUCCGAAGCAUCUUGGCACUCAACCUCUCUCGGAACCAGUUAAUCGUCAUCGACGAAGACUCGUUCAGCGGUCUGGGCCAGCUGAUGCACUUGGACCUGGCGCACAACCCGCUGUUCACUGUGAACAGAGCAUGUCUCCAACCGCUAAAGACUCUGGACACCCUCAAGUUGAGAAACUGCAGCCUGGCGAGACUUCCACCAUUCCACUUGAAAAGGUUGUUGACGCUGGAUGUGGCCGAGAACUUCCUGUUCAACCUGUCUUCCGACGCAUUCCGGCACCUGAGAAGCCUCCGAGAGCUGGAUGUGUCCCGCAAUCUGCUCGAGUCGAUGCCCCGCCACCUGUGGCAGUUUCUGCCCCUGCUCCGCACGCUGGACUUGUCGGGCAACCCAAUCUCCUCGAUGGCGACCGACAGCUUCGCCGGCGCCCAUGGCCUCCAGUCUCUGGACAUCAGGCGUCUGCAGCUCAAGUUCCUAGACCCCAGAUCACUACACGGUCUCAGGUUCCUGAAGAGUCUUCGCACGACCAGCUACGGGUCGGUGCGUUCGUUCCGGCUCCAGGAGCUUGUGUCACAGCUGCAGUCGCUCCGUCGAGUGCUGGUCGAAGUGGAGGAACCGGUGCUCUCGCACCAGCUCCAGUGGGCGUUCGGCGCCAAGCUCAGCGAACUCACAGUCACGGGGCGUCAGCUGCGCGUCGUCUUUCCCGAUGCCCUGCUCGGCCUACACGGCAGCCACGAGUUGGUGCUGAGGCUGACCGGUACCAGCAUCCGGCGCCUUCCCGCUGGCCUCCUUCGCUACCUGGCCGACGUGCGCUACCUGACGCUGGACCUCCGCGACAACUUGCUCUCGUCCAUCGGACCCGAGGUCCUGAGGCCGCCGGGCGACGAAGACCUGGGCUACUGGAGAGGCACGCAGCACUUGGCAGGUGGCAUCCGGCUGGAGGAAAACCCGUGGGUGUGCGACUGCCAGCUCCUGUGGCUGAGCCGCUGGCUGCGGCGCUGGCUGCGGGAGACGCUACGUGUCCAGAUGCUCCACUUCGACGCCGCCAUCUACGUGCACAACCUGGCCCGACAGAGCGAGUGCACGUACCCGGGGGGACAGCUGCGCAAGCCGCUCAUCGACCUCCAGGAAGACGACCUCCAGUGCACGUCGUUCGCCGGCCACGUUACCGCGCCCAACCGUAUCUGGACAGCAACGCUCGCCAUCGUGGCCCUCACGGGCUUGAGCGUCUCGUGACGCGUUGGCCCCGAGUCUGUGCAGUCCGGGGCGGAGGAGUGAAUUUUGUCCAGUAUCGCGUUUGUUGAAUGACUGGACGAACGGCGACGUGUGCUCACGCAAGUACGUGGCUUCUGGGCGCGGUUAAUUCAAUCCGAAAUGCGCGUUUCGUCUCGACGUGUGCUCUUGCGCACGAGUAAGUGUAUGCCUGUGGUGGUGAACGUAGCAAGAGAAGAGACGCGCUUUGUUUGUGGCAGCUAGUAGCGUGAGGAGAAUGGUUUUGCGAAAAGCCGAAACACAAGCGGAAGCACCAGCUCAUGACAAUCGUUGCCAAAUACACAGGAGACGGGUCCGUGGGGUGCAUCAGCCCGUGAUCGUCGGCCAGCCCCUCCGAGAGGACGUUUGUGCCUCGAAUGACAUUUGCUCGCAGUGCGGGCUCUGUUUGCGAGGACACUUUGUCGGCGCUAAUGUCGCACCUGACACGCGCGCGGUUCGCUCGUCUCAGCGCCUAUAACCGAGUUUAGCUUCAUCCGGUAGCAUUAAGAGGAAGCUUACCCUCGUCAGCUCCUGCAUGAGAUUGGAGGAAUCGACCUGCUCAAUAACCACCGAACUGAUCUUGAAUACGUUACGUGAUGCUUGGAAAAGAUGAAAUGCUACUUACUUCUCAGGCUAUGGUAUGUUAGGACUCGGAACAAAUUAAAGUGAGAUCAGAGCAAAAAAGUGUGUCACUCAAAACCAAAUUAAUUCAUAGCAGAGGAGUUCACAUUUACAGCGAAGGUGCCAGCAUGCGCAAAUACAUUGCGCAAGCAAUUUCUGCCUCGCGAUCAGGCCAUCGAGAUGCACGUGCAACUUUCCUGUCCUGGUGUCACUUCGUUUGUUACGCGUCCUAUUACAUCGCAACUAGCGUGUAUCAUCUUGCCCGGCAACAAGUGGAAAAUGAAUCAAGACUGCGGAUUCUGGCCUUUAAUUUUAUACAUGUCGCGCAAGUACGAAACAAACUUAUGCAAGGAAAAAACUAUCAUCCAUCUGAGAGUAACAUGAAGCUAUAAAAGAAAUCCGUACCCGGGAAAUCCACACUGUCCUUGAGCUCAAGAUUGUCCAUUAAUUCGGGUUGACUCUGCGAUAUGCUUUAUCCUUUCGAUCUGCAUCGAUAUUUUAGUGAUAUGCUAUAGCCUCCUGGUCAGCUCGGAUGUUUGAGCGACAGCACCGCCUCGGUUUCUAUUCGUAAAAUAGGGCGACUUUUCCCUUCAGCUUCCGGGCUUUCUUUCUAAGAAACCAUAUGAGUUUCAUUAGUAGCCUCGAGACAAUCACAAUUGGGUGACUUUUUCUUUUCUUUCAUUCGACUAGUUUGUGAAUAGGAAUUUUGAAAAUUUCGCUAAAACAAUGUUAGAAUUCCACACUAGUCAUGCUAAAGCAAUAAUUUUACGUUGCGACACUAGAAGCUGAAGUUCAAAUAAUUUUGAUGCCUGGAUUUAGCGGUAGUGCUACGAGAUUGUAAGCGUGACCACAAAAAUAUCAAGUUCAUGAACAAGUGUACUCUUUCCAAUAUCCAAUAUUUUUUCCUCAUAAUAACAACCAAUUUUGCUUGGAUUGGUUUAGCGGUUACUCUAUAGAAUAGGCGUUUCCACGUUUCACUUGCAAUUAAAUAGCAAAGCCUCUGCUGGGCACGAGUGAAAGCUACCUCUCAACUGCUCUGCCGGACGGAGAAUUGUAUUCUGCAGACGCGGCCGACACAAUGAGAAAAGCGAGGCAUAUAAGAUGCCCAGUAGAUUUUGUGUAGUGCCAAGACGAGCGCAUUGCAUUGCUCCUCGAAUAGUGUUGUGCAAUGAAGGCAGCCUCCUGGACCACUCACUCCCAGGGCUGCUAUGACCGUCCUCUGUUACACACUGUGGAUACCGAUUUCUAGUCAAGACCUUUAUUAUUAUUAUUAUUAUUCAAAGCAAAUCUUGCGCGUAAUCAUCCCACAACUUCUUCCAUUACAAAUCUUAAGUGAUGGCGAAUUAGAUGGCACUGCUCUUAUUGUGGCGCAUAUUUCUCUAAGUAGAAUAUUUUUUAACAAUCUUCUUUCGCGUUUUCUUUCUUUAUACUAAAUUGUAUGUCUUACGAUUAAAUAUAUGCUUUAUUUCUUCUUGAAA